GUGUGUGUGUGUGUGUGUGUGUGUGUGUGUGUGUCCAAACUGUCAACGAAUGACCCACAUUUAUUUCCUGCAGCACAUUUCCACUCACCGCCUCUCUUCCCGUCUGUGUCUCGCAGGAUGUCGAUCGUCAGCGUCGUUGCCAGGGAGAUCUUGGACUCCCGAGGAAACCCCACAGUGGAAGUGGACCUUCGCACAGAGAAAGGUCUGUUCAGAGCAGCCGUGCCCAGCGGAGCAUCCACUGGAAUCUACGAGGCUCUGGAGCUCCGAGAUGGAGACAAGAGCCGCUACAAGGGAAAAGGUGUUUUGAAGGCAGUCGGUCACAUCAACGACACUCUGGGUCCGGCGCUUAUAGCAUCCGGUAUCAGCGUGGUGGAACAGGAGCAGCUGGACAACACGAUGAUCGAGAUGGAUGGCACAGAAAACAAAUCUCAGUUUGGGGCUAACGCCAUCCUGGGAGUGUCUCUCGCCAUCUGUAAGGCUGGUGCAGCAGAGAAAGACGUCCCCCUGUACCGCCACAUAGCUGACCUGGCUGGAAACACAGAGCUGGUGCUGCCGGUUCCUGCGUUUAAUGUGAUAAAUGGAGGUUCUCAUGCGGGUAACAAACUGGCCAUGCAGGAGUUCAUGGUUCUCCCUGUUGGAGCUGAAUCGUUCAAGGAGGCGUUAAGGAUAGGAUCGGAGCUCUACCACACACUGAAGGGAGUGAUCCAGGAGAAAUACGGGCAGGACGCCAUCAAUGUGGGAGACGAGGGAGGAUUUGCUCCCAACAUCCUGGAGAACAGUGAAGCUCUGGACCUGCUGCAGACGGCUAUCGAGAAGGCCGGCUUUACAGAGAAGGUGGUGGUCGGGAUGGACGUGGCCGCCUCAGAGUUUUACCGUGACGGGAAAUAUGACCUGGACUUUAAAUCUCCUCCAGAUCCAGAGAGACACAUCUCUGGAGAGGAGCUGGCCGACAUCUACCAAGGCUUCGUCAACAACUACCCAGUGGUGUCCAUCGAGGACCCAUUCGACCAGGACGACUGGGAGGCCUGGUCCCGUCUGACAGCUCGGGUGGGUAUCCAGGUUGUGGGUGACGACCUGACGGUGACCAACCCCAAGAGGAUAGAGAAAGCUGCAGAGGAGCGAGCCUGCAACUGUCUGCUGCUCAAAGUCAACCAGAUUGGCUCCGUCACCGAAGCCAUACAGGCGUGUAAACUGGCUCAGGCGAACGGUUGGGGUGUGAUGGUCAGCCAUCGCUCAGGAGAGACGGAGGACACCUUCAUCGCUGACCUGGUGGUCGGCCUCUGCACAGGACAGAUUAAGACUGGCGCCCCCUGCAGAUCUGAGCGACUCGCCAAGUACAACCAGCUCAUGAGGAUCGAGGAGGAGCUUGGCGACCAGGCGCGCUUUGCAGGCCAUAACUUCAGGAACCCCAGCGCCCUGUGAAGCUGACAGACACAUGAAUGACCCACACACACACACGACAUACACAAGAGCCAUGUACAGUGAAUGAUCACACAGACUCAUGAAGAAACACAGGAGCUACAGAGCCAAGCAAAAAAUCAAAAAUAAUAAAAUAAUUGAUGCACUGGACUUAUAGGUAGGAAGGUGAUGCUGUAUGCACACACACACACACACACACACACACACAAACACACUUAGAGUACGCAGCACGCACUCACGCACACGCAGGGGAACACCUUCAAUAUGUCACACUCACAAGCCAGACAUGCACUGUUACUGUAGUUCUAAAGGUUCAUGUACAGAGGACAGAAUAAAGAUUAACGUAGAGAUAGAAUCAUGUAGACUGACGCACGCAACCGAAAGAGAUCAAAAAUAAAAGUUCAAACACCAAAAGAGGACGAAGCAUCCGCAGAGAGAAACACACAAACAGUUGCUUCAGGGACUGUGAACAACAACACACACACCUGAACACUUGCACACUGGGCUGUGUGGCACUGACAAACCUGCACUCUCACACCUGUCCCAUCCCCCUCCCUCUUUUUGUCUCCCUCUCCUCCUCCUCCUCCUCGUCAGUCCGUCUCUCAGUUUCUAACCCGCUCUGAUGUGAUUCUGAUUAUUUGUGUUUCAUGCUUGAAGUCCCGCCCUCUGUCCUUCAGAGAAGAAAAAGAAGAGUCCCUUCUGUUCCUCCUGAAUGUCCUUAGAUUAGACGUGUCCCCCCCCC
Labrus mixtus (cuckoo wrasse) is the source of this 2161-nucleotide messenger RNA. RefSeq names its product gamma-enolase. Gene Ontology annotation, biological process: glycolytic process. The transcript is spliced from 12 exons. Gene Ontology annotation, cellular component: phosphopyruvate hydratase complex. Lineage: Eukaryota; Metazoa; Chordata; Actinopteri; Labriformes; Labridae. Bases 118 to 1422 code for a protein of 434 amino acids. The record is from RefSeq and is a predicted model, not a curated record. Gene Ontology annotation, molecular function: magnesium ion binding; phosphopyruvate hydratase activity.